GCAGCAGCAGCAGAAGCAGCGCCCGCCGCCUGCCGCCUCCAUGGCUCUCUGCAACGGAGACUCCAAGCUGGAAAACGCUGGCGGAGACCUGAAGGAUGGCCGCCAUCACUAUGAAGGAGCUGUCGUCAUUUUGGAUGCUGGAGCUCAGUAUGGAAAAGUCAUAGACCGAAGAGUCCGAGAGCUGUUUGUGCAGUCCGAGAUCUUCCCCUUGGAAACCCCAGCCUUUGCCAUCAAGGAGCAAGGAUUCCGAGCUAUCAUCAUCUCCGGAGGGCCAAAUUCUGUGUAUGCGGAAGAUGCUCCCUGGUUUGACCCUGCCAUAUUUACCAUUGGGAAGCCAGUCCUUGGAAUUUGCUAUGGCAUGCAGAUGAUGAAUAAGGUGUUUGGAGGAACUGUGCACAAAAAAAAUGUUCGAGAAGAUGGAGUUUUCAGCAUCAAUCUGGAUAACACAUGUUCACUGUUCAGAGGCCUUCAGAAAGAGGAGAUUGUGUUGCUUACACAUGGAGACAGUGUAGACAAGGUGGCCGAUGGAUUCAAGGUGGUGGCCCAGUCUGGGAAUAUUAUAGCCGGAAUAGCAAAUGAAUCCAAAAAACUCUACGGAGCACAGUUCCACCCUGAAGUUGGUCUAACCAAAAACGGGAAAGCGAUCCUGAAGAACUUCCUCUACGAUAUCGCCGGGUGCAGUGGGACCUUCACGGUGCAGAACAGAGAGCUCGAGUGUAUUCGUGAGAUCAAAGAGCGAGCCGGCACUUCUAAAGUUUUGGUUUUGCUCAGUGGCGGAGUUGACUCGACGGUCUGUACUGCUCUUCUGAACCGGGCUCUGAACCAGGAUCAAGUCAUUGCGGUGCAUAUCGACAAUGGCUUCAUGAGGAAGAGGGAAAGCCAGUCUGUGGAAGAGGCACUCAAAAAGCUAGGAAUUCGCGUCAAAGUGGUAAACGCAGCCCAUUCUUUCUACAAUGGCACAACAACCCUGCCCAUCUCAGAUGAAGACAGAACUCCACGUAAAAGGAUUAGCAAGACUUUGAACAUGACCACAAGUCCUGAGGAAAAAAGAAAAAUCAUCGGAGACACCUUCGUGAAGAUUGCCAAUGAAGUAAUUGGAGAAAUGAACCUGAAACCCGAGGAAGUCUUCCUCGCUCAAGGAACUCUGAGACCAGAUCUAAUUGAAAGUGCUUCCCUGGUUGCAAGUGGCAAGGCCGAGGUCAUCAAAACUCACCACAAUGACACGGAGCUCAUCAGAAAGUUGAGAGAAGAGGGCAAAGUAAUAGAACCGCUCAAAGACUUUCACAAAGACGAAGUGCGAGUUUUAGGCCGAGAACUUGGUUUGCCAGAAGACCUGGUGUCCAGGCAUCCAUUUCCAGGUCCCGGCCUGGCAAUUAGAGUCAUCUGUGCUGAAGAGCCUUAUGUUUGUAAAGAUUUUCCCGAAACCAACAACAUCCUGAAAAUAGUAGCUGACUUUUCUGCAAGUGUUAAAAAGCCACACACAUUAUUGCAGAGGGUCAAAGCUUGCACGACCGAGGAGGAUCAGGAAAAGUUGAUGCAGAUCACAAGCCUACAUUCACUGAAUGCCUUCUUGCUGCCAAUCAAAACUGUGGGAGUGCAGGGUGACUGUCGUUCAUAUAGCUAUGUAUGUGGAGUUUCCAGUAAAGAUGAUCCAGACUGGGAGUCUCUUAUGUUCCUGGCCAGGCUCAUUCCACGCAUGUGUCACAACAUUAACAGAGUGGUCUAUGUAUUUGGUCCUCCAGUGAAGGAACCGCCCACAGAUGUUACUCCCACUUUCUUGACGACGGGGGUGCUCAGCACUUUACGUCAAGCGGAUUUUGAGGCUCAUAGCAUUCUCAGGGAGUCUGGUUAUGCUGGGAAAGUCAGUCAGAUGCCAGUGAUCUUGACCCCACUGCAUUUUGAUCGGGACCCUCUUCAGAAGCAGCCGUCCUGUCAGAGAUCCGUGGUCAUUCGAACCUUCAUUACUAGUGACUUCAUGACUGGCAUUGCAGCAACACCUGGAAAUGAGAUCCCUGUAGAGGUGGUGUUGAAGAUGGUCACCGAGAUUAAGAAGAUUCCUGGCAUUUCUCGGGUAAUGUACGAUUUGACAUCCAAGCCUCCAGGAACUACUGAGUGGGAGUAAUAAACUUUUUUACUAAUAAUGGAAGUACUGUGUGCAGUAUGAAUUUAUCCGAAACCAUUCCCAGUGUUGACAUGCAGUACUGUGAAAAGAGUGAUUGGAGCUGCCACAUCACAUCUGAUUCCUCUCCUGGAGCGUAAAUCUACAGUUCCGAGCCGUGUUGGGGAUAACUGCAAAUUGGGGCUGAGAAUCUGUACGGGUAAAUAUUCAAGGCACCCUUGUUUGUGCUCAGACAGUUUCAUAUUGCUUAUGCCUUUAUUUUAAUGAUGCUCUCUGUUCGCCUGUGUUUUAUCGUUGUUCUCAUUUCAGUGUCUUUGUGUUCUCUCAAGGUGUUAUUGUCAUGGGAUGCUUCCAUGUAAUGGGGGGCUGGGACGGGGGCGAGGAGGAGAGAAGCGCACAUGGCUUCACAAGCCUCCAGAAGUGGUUGGAGGCACCGGUGUGUGCCGACGGGGUAUGGAAAACCCAGGUUUCUGGUCCGUAACCCCCGUUUCUCCCAAGGUGAUAUCCAGGGAGGUGAGUCCCGCGACCUUGGAGCUCUAGAAUCUGGCACUUAUUCGGGAUGGAAAAGUCUGUAGGAUUUCUCGCAAUCCCAGGGUUUUCUUGUCUCGUUUCUUAGAGGACACCCUAGCAGUCAUGGUUAAAAUUCAAAGCAGUGUAAUGUCUUCAAGAAGAAGACCCUCUCUCGUUUCUGUUCCUUAUUUGCCAGGUUCUCAUUCUUGCCAUCUUUUCCACUUAGACUAAAGGAGGUAAUAAGGAAUUUUUGGCUUCUGGGGAAUUUUUCCUCUCCUCCUUAUCUAACUUCCAUCCUGGUGAGUCUGAGGAGGAAGAAUGCGUUGUCCCACUUUCCUCCAGAAAACAGGCCUUGUUUUUCCCAACCAUAUACCAGCCGGAGGAGGGGCACCCUCUCUUCUCCUGCCCUCUUAUACUCCAGAAAAGACCUUGCUUCUGUCUAGAGGGUGAAUUCUCUGUGCCGUUGCCUCCUUGCAGAAUGAAGCAGGAUUAGGGGAAUUAGCUUAGUUGGUUUGGUAUGUGGAACUUGGGACUGACUCUUGGAGCUCAAAGAUUUCCAGGCCUGCCCUAACCCCUAGCACGUGCGGCAUAUGGGUGCUCAGAGAAGGAGCAUGUAAAUCCAGGCUGUAUUUGUGUAACUCCAGUUGCCCCUUCACCUUAGUGUCCUUUGUCUGAAGGGAGGUCUUCGAAAUCCUGUUGCCACCUAGUUACCAUGCCAACCCCUCCUGAGGUGGCCAUGCAAAGCCCUCCACCUAAGUCUUUCCAAUUCUGGAUCCUUCCUCCCAGCUCGCUCCCAGGAGUCCCUUAGGACUACACGGAUGUAAAAACCUUACCCACCCCUGCAAACCUACCACCAACAAGCUCUUACGGUUAUAAGUUGAGGGCAUUUAGUCAUCCUGUAACACCUCUUGCUCAUCUCUUGUUCUCCUCCUUCCCUCUCCAGACGCUCCUACCCACCCCGAAGGGAGAUUAAGGGGAGUCCCAGAGGAGACAGGGAUUGUGCCCAACUCGAUCAUACCGUGUUUACCCCAGUGCUUAGUGCAGUGCUUGCAUAGAGUAGGUACUUAGCAAAUGCCACCAGUAUCACUGUCAUUAUUAUUGUUAUUUCAUUCCUGGGUCUUUAACAUCAUCAGGUGAAAAUGCCAAAGCAUUUUAAAGCCCUAGCCUGGGCCAACCCCUUUCAGGAAACAGGGAGUGCAGCCCAAUAGUAGAGGCCUUGCACAGCACCCUCUCUUUGCCAGUUUUAGGGGCAGUGCGCAGUGCUUCCUCAGGUGAGGUUGGCACAGUGUUUUUUCCACUCCGGGAAUUACCCGAAAUGGCCAAGGAGCUGGAGAAUGUCGUGUCCACCCACUCAGUCUCUUACCUGCUUGUGGGGAGAUACAGUCUUCCCACAAAGCCUGUGUCUUUGAUGAAGAACAGUAGCUGAUUAGCUGUGUGUUCUCAAAUCUGAAAGAUUUUAACUCACUCAGAGUUGCACCACAAAUACCCACAUUUCUGGUAAGAUGGGGCCACUUUUCCAACUCGAGGCAUUGUCUUUUGGGCUGACUUUAUUAUUCCAUGUUUUAUCACAGGUCUCUAAGGUGCCUCUUUGCUGUCAAGCGGGUCUCCUUUCCCUAGUGAAACUGAUCAAACCAGCAUUUUAAAUAGGAUUAGCAGUUCAGUGAGUAUCACCAAAACCUGCUCCCAGCCGUAGGGUUCGUAGUGAAUCUUUAAAGCCAUAUGCUGAUUUUCUGUUAUCAGUUAGAGUACUUAUGGAAGUGGCCUCAUCCCAGUCUCUGAAAGAGUCUAGGAUCUGUCAAGAAGGGAGAUAAAAGAAACACCACAGUAUCUGGGCCUCAUAACAGUCCCAGAACUGCCUCUGUCUAUACAUGAAAUGGUCCAGGGGACCAUUAGGCAGUAAGGGUUUUCCCAUUUCGAGCGAUCAACAACUUCUGAAAUUCACCAUCUUGGUAUACGUUCAAGAGCUUCUAAUUUCUUCAUCAGGUAGCAGUGACCCCUGCCUCUGUUGGUUUUGUACAGCUCCCUUGGUGAGUGGGCUACAAACUCAGGGGUCUUUGGUCCCAGACUCUUCAUGAAAGGGCCUUGCCCGUAGAUGAGGUAGAAAUGAGAACAACUGGGCAUUUAGUGAAAGAAUUCAAGGACUCCCCAAAUCCAAACACCACUCUGUUGCUAAUAAGAAAUAAAAUAGAGUCCCGAUCCCAAUUCCAGCCUAACAAAUUUUCUGUGUCACCGGAAUUCCAUUCUAAUGGACGGGUGCCUUGGGGGUGAAGAGCCUUGACCUCUGACUCAGUCACUUCUGCCCAGCAGUGUGGGGGGCGUGAUUACAGCCCACCCUGUACUCCCUCCCUGAACCUAAACAUAACCACAAAUAAGGUCUUACAGCAGACGAAGCAACUUGGACACAGUCUUGUGAGCACGUGGAACGCCAAAGGCUUCAGAACACUGCACCAGGCAUCGAUACAGACCCUGCGGCAGCAUAUUUUCUCUUUGAGGUUGUGCCAUGCAUUUCCCUGCAUCCUUUUCCCCCACUCUUCCCUAUCUGGGGUGAAAGAGGAUGCAUGGUUUUUCCUGUCUUUAAGGUAGUCGUGACUCCAAACUGAUGAAAUGGCAGGCAGACCCAAUCUAGGGGCCCAAACUCAUUAGGAGCACAUUCGGAAUUCCAAGAGGGCCCUAACCAUCAGGCGGACCAGGCAAAACUACCGUCCAGUUAGUUGUCAGUGGACAGGUUUACCCCUCCCAUGUUGGGACGGGGGCUCAUUCACCAAGGCCGCCACACCCGCUAAGAAAUCAUCCGGUCGUUGGGGUUCGCAGAGCAGCCUUGGGGUCCUCAUGACGGACAUUUAAUCCUGUUACCGUCUCGCCGCCAUGAAGCCAAAGCGGAGCCUUGUCAUCAGCAGUACAAUAUCUCUUCCCUAAAGAGUUCAUCGACGCUCUUUGACAAUCCCCUCUCCAGUCUGCUGUGUUCUCACCUCCACCUGAUAGGGGGACGAUGGCCAAAGUUUUAAGCGUGGCAGCGAUUAGAAACCGUGUUCACCGGGCUACCAUUCUCUAGUUGUCAAAUCUGUCACUCGUCUGGGGUCACCUGCUGUGGCCGUAUUCCCUCCCUGGAGAAUUAAGGGUCACCUAUCUAGGUUUUCCGAAAGGCAUAUCAGCCUCAGCAGGUAAUCCAAACUCACUGAAGGUACACCGAGCCUUCCUUUCUCUGUAGGCUGGGGUCACGGUGCUAGCCGAAUCUGCAGACUAUCCCCACUAGAUCACAAGCUCCUCGAAGGCCGGGAGUGUGUGUUUUACUUCUAUGGCAUGAUCUCCAAGCACCUAAGGUAGGGCUCUGCGCAUAGUAGACAUUGAAGAGAUACAAGUGAUGCUUUCUGUUCGUCAAGUUCAAGAGGUCGGACAGCCUAAUUGCAGAGGUGCGCUUUAGAAGUAGAAUUAUUAAGGUGAAGGGAAUCCCAUCGAAUUCUGGGAGUCUUGCUAUCCUGAGCAGCCCAAAGUUCUGUAAACACCUGCAUGGGACUCUUUGACGUGAAAUAGACACUUACAGAGAACUCAGGUUACAGGUACGUAACCCACGUUGUCGUUUUUUUUUUGUAUACUGUGUAAAAAGAGGCAGUUUAUUUACCAAAACCAUUCUUACAACUAAUAAUGUAAAAUGGAAAACUAAUGUGACCAACUGCUUUUGAACAGAUUUAUUAUAAAUAAAUAUUUUGCCAAAUGGAGUAGUAGAUAGUGUUGAGUUGUGGAAUUAAUGUGUACAUUUGUUGGCCGUGUGGUGUUAAGCCCGUUCCAUAUUGUUCGAAGUAUUAGCCCUUGGCAAUAAGGUUGAAAUCAAAAUACCUUCUUUGCUAAAAUAGUGUGAAAUGACCUUUCCCCCUUUCUCUCUCUCCUUGUGGUUUUCUAUCCUUUUCUUAUCCACAGGAAAAAAAAGUGCGUGUACGUGCGAGAGUGAGUGUAUAUAACAUUUACCUUUCUCAAGAAGCUUCAGUGUCCGUGGCAUAAUGAGAAGAAGUGGGGUGGGGGGUCAUAGGAAAAUGAAUGGUUCUAGUGAUACAGUGGCUUGCGACCCUAUCAACACUGAGCCUAAAACCUGAGUAGCGUUUUAUCAAUCAAUAAUGAGGGGUGUCUUUCUUCUCUCUGCAGAAGAAAUCUUGAAAAUGUCUGCAACACUUCUCCAGAUGUUGCAUAUUUCUUUCCCCUUUGGGCGGUCGUAGUUUCUCUGUGAUUUGUCUCGUCUCAAGAAAUGCUUUUACGUUUUAAGUCCGAUUUAAAGAGGGGUUGGUUCUCUCUUGUGGCAGGAUUGAUUUGGCCCAAGAAUAUACAGCAUUACCAUAGCCAGUUGUUAAUGAUACCCAGAAAGGAGAAUCCCCAAGUUACUAUACAUCUCUGGUAUGUUUUUUUUUUGAGGCCAAAGGCCUCGUGCCUUCGACUACCUGAGAAGUUUGGGUAUUUGCUAUGAUGUCCUUUUUUUUCAGCAUUAUUGUUUUAGACAUCUCAAAUCUAGCCGUUACCCUGAAUGUCCACAAAAUCAAAAACUGAAGUUAUCCUCAGAUGUUUUCCCCGUGAGACCCAUUUUCUAAAAAGCCAUAUGUCACCCGAAAACUGGGAACUUGAUUUUUAGUACCUUACGGUGAAAUUUAGUUAAUUCUGUUGAUUAUUUGCAGUGUUAGGACAGUCAGCUGGGAGUAACCACCUUAACCAACCACAGUGGGUAUUUCGGUAGUGCUGGAAUAAUGAACUAAAGUUGGCCUUUUCAAUUUUUGCUACCUUUAUAUAUGCAGUGUUUUUUUGUGGGGGUGGGGGUGACUACCUUGGCUAAUUAACAUUUAGGGUGUUCUAAGAUCAACUCAUCUCCCCAUAAAAAUAAAUUUUAUGUAGUUUAUGGCCAUUAAAAUCGGGAAAAACCUAAUGCCCAAUAGCUGUUGAACUUCUGUGAAAUCAUCCUAGACAUACUGAUAUUCACAACAUACAUAAAAUCCCUGAAAUAUAAAAUUUAAACUCAAAAUGACAAAAAUGUAUUCGGUGAAAAGCAAGAAAAUUCCAUCUUUUGUCUCUACCGGAAAACAGGUGGUUGUGUCCUAGAAGGUUGAAAUGUCACCAGACAACUCCCCCCACGGGGAAUCAAAUAUAUCCUAAUAGGGUGCUUACCUCUUUCAUGUACUACGAAUUGAUUAUCAUAACUAUAUUGAGGGAAAGUAGUAUUUUUCUGUAUUUGCAUUGAUCUAGUAGUAUGCAGAUGUAAUUUACUCAAAAAAGAAAUAAGAAUUUUCCGUUUGGCAUGUCACUGAGAAAUACUUUAGGGGAAAGGAAGUGUAGACCAUUUUACGUGAUUAUUGCUGAUGCUCCUGUUUGGGUCAGAGUGGGUUUGAGACGGUCCUGAUUUCCAGUUGCUGAAGGGAGGAUGAAAAGAUCCGUCACCGAAGUAGAAACGUCUUCUAACUUUAAAAAAUUUUGACUUUAGUCAAAAGGAGCGUAAUAUGCAUUCAAUCAUAUUUAUUGAGUGCUUACUGUGUGCAGAGCACUGUACUGAGCAUUUGAAUAAAGAAACAAGUGUCUUUGGUGUUUGUCCUCAGUAUAGUGGAGCCCCAACUUCCAAUUUGUAUUGUCUGCAGUGAAUUGACGAUCGAGAGAAUUGCAUUUUCCUGAUUUGGACAUACAUAAUAAGCAGUUGGAUUAUUUUGCCAAGAAUUGAUAUUGAAGUCUCUCAAGUUAUCUUGGUAGGAGUUGUGCAAGCAAACAUAUCAUAUGAUAUGUGUAUAUCAGAGUUUGAUGUAUACAUUCAUUGGCCUUUGAUCGAAUUCUGUUAGGUUGACAAAAUUUCCUAACAUCACGAGCCCUUGCUUUUUAGAAAAAGCUCUACUAGAGCAGUGAAUAUUUUAACAUACGGUGUAGAACAAGCAGAAUAGCCCGUGUACAUAAUUGUUAUUUUAUUUCAAGUGUAUAAAACAGAGGGGGAAGGAGUCGACAACUUGCAUAGUGUGCAUUUAGGGAAAUGCUGGGUACUUUUGAAACUUAUAGGGUGAGGAUCCGCCUCAUGCCAUCCCAGACAACCUUGAAUGUAUUUUGUGAGCGCAGUGAGAAAACACUUUUCCCAUUCUUUUUGAAAUUCCUUUACCUUUUAGCCUAUUAAAGGAGCAUAAUUGACCUGUACAAUAUGUUCACCUUCAGUCAUUUAGAUAUUUGUUAACAUUACUGGAAAAAAAAAUUGUAUUGGGGUCUUUUCCCCCAAUUUUCAAUUUUUUUUAUUUUUUUCCUGCUUGUGAAACAAUAUAAAAGUACUGUGAGCCUUAAUUUUUAUCCACAAAUUUUAAAAAUUAAA
Tachyglossus aculeatus (Australian echidna) is the source of this 8942-nucleotide messenger RNA. RefSeq names its product guanine monophosphate synthase (gene GMPS). Bases 41 to 2122 code for a protein of 693 amino acids. Gene Ontology annotation, cellular component: cytosol. The transcript is spliced from 16 exons. Gene Ontology annotation, biological process: GMP biosynthetic process. NCBI's taxonomy places the organism in Eukaryota, Metazoa, Chordata, Mammalia, Monotremata, Tachyglossidae. The record is from RefSeq and is a predicted model, not a curated record. Gene Ontology annotation, molecular function: ATP binding; GMP synthase (glutamine-hydrolyzing) activity; GMP synthase activity.